Messenger RNA from Beta vulgaris subsp. vulgaris (sugar beet), 998 nucleotides. RefSeq lists its product as hypothetical. The transcript has a single exon. The record is from RefSeq and is a predicted model, not a curated record. The coding region runs from base 438 to 980 and encodes 180 amino acids. NCBI's taxonomy places the organism in Eukaryota, Viridiplantae, Streptophyta, Magnoliopsida, Caryophyllales, Amaranthaceae.
ACAUAUAGAGUUUUCAACAUUUAAAAUUCGAAUCCACAUCUAGAAAGUAGAAACACAAGGCCUUUGUUUUGACGAAUAGAAAAAGUGGACGUCAAACACAAAAACAAAAAAAAAAAGGGAAAGAAAAUGAGAAACCAACAAAAAGAAGGAACUUGAAGGAAGAAAAUGUAAAAAAAGAAGUAAAUUUUAGAUACCGUCAGUCAUGGCCGAAGGAUUCGCGCCCACACGCGGCGACCCCAUCGAAUUGAUUUUCUCCAUCUUUUGUCUCCCACUAUUUAAACUUCCCACUUCCUCCUCCCUUUUUCUCACACCAAAAACGCAUUUCUUUUCUCUCCCUACAUUUCUCUCUAUUCUUUGAUCUCCCUACAAUUGGAACUGUUCCACAAAAGUAGUGAUCAUAUAUUCAUCUUAGCUGUUAAGUGUUAACCUGUAUUAUCAUGGAGGAGCUAAGUCACAGAAAACGAACUCGGACUGAUUUGUCCGAGUUCGAGUUCGACUCAACCAACGCCAAGAAGAUGAGGGACGAUCUCCUGAGUCUACUCGACGACUCGGACCCUGCACCCGACCGUGACCCGGUGAGUCAUGAUCUUGACUCGGUGAUCAAGAGUUUCGAGGAGGAAAUAUCUAGAUCUUCCCCGGCGACUGUUAUUGAUCUGACCUCGGAUUCCGGCGAGUUUAUGCCGGAGUUAGGUAAAGUAAACGUUGACGGUGCCGGAUUAUUGCCGGAGACUGAAAGUAGAGUUGGUGAUGGUAGUGAGUUGGUCCGAGUUUCGUAUGAGUCGUCGGGAAUCGGCGAGUUUUGGAAUUUCCAGGACGAGUUGUUGCCGUGUUACGACUCGUUUGGGUUUGCGUUUGGUUUUGAGCAAAAUCAUGAGAGCAAUGAGUACGUGACAUUAGAUGGAAUAUUUGAUUACUCUGAUGUAAAUUUGGGAUCGGAAUUUUCUUGGCGGCCGGACUCCACGCCGGCUAGUAUCAAAUAAUACUUUCUAUUUAAAAUA